Messenger RNA from Lentinula edodes (shiitake mushroom), 1857 nucleotides. RefSeq names its product P-loop containing nucleoside triphosphate hydrolase protein. Gene Ontology annotation, molecular function: ATP binding; RNA binding; RNA helicase activity. The coding region runs from base 1 to 1857 and encodes 618 amino acids. The transcript has 9 exons. NCBI's taxonomy places the organism in Eukaryota, Fungi, Basidiomycota, Agaricomycetes, Agaricales, Omphalotaceae. The record is from RefSeq and is a predicted model, not a curated record. Gene Ontology annotation, cellular component: spliceosomal complex. Gene Ontology annotation, biological process: mRNA splicing, via spliceosome.
AUGGAUUCUGAUAAUUCAGUCAAUCGACGCCGCAUUCAACGUUCUCACUCUCCGCCAACCUACAAACUUGAGGAUGACGACGAUACCUAUGUUCCUUAUGUCCCAGUUGCUCAACGUCGCCAGGAAAAGCUUGCCAAACUUUCUUCAUGGGGUAGAGCAAAGAAUGGUGCUCAAGAUACGCAGCGGGCGCAGGAGGAGUUAGAGGACGAGGCAAAGGAGGAAGAAAAACGGCGAGAGAAGGCGCGGAAAGAGAGAACAUUGUUGAUGGAAGCGCAAGACGUUCACUCACGGAAAGCUGCAGAAGAUGCGAAGAAGACCGAAGAACAAAAGGCCACCGAAGAAGAAGAAGAAAUUCUUGAGGCCAUCAGAAGCCGUAAGAAACUCUUAUCUGACCUCGAAUUGGCAAAGGGUAUUCAAUACACUGAAUCUCUCAAGACAAGCUGGCGGCCUCCGAAAUACAUCAGAGAUAGGACUGAGCAGGAACACCAGCGGAUCCGAGAAAAGUAUGCUAUCAUCGUCGAAGGCGAGGACAUACCUCCUCCGAUUGAACACUUCGCUGAUAUGAAGAUUCCUCAAUCAAUUCUGGAUUAUCUGAAAUCGCAGCGUAUAACAGCUCCAACCCCGAUUCAAUUACAAGGCAUUCCUACUGCAUUCUCAGGAAGGGACCUCAUUGGAAUCGCUUUCACCGGUUCUGGCAAGACUCUCGCCUUUUGUCUUCCUCUAAUUAUGCUUGCGUUAGAAGAGGAGACAAAAGUUCCGCUCGUGCGCGGUGAAGGGCCAGUUGGCGUUAUCCUGUGUCCGUCUCGAGAGCUUGCAAAUCAAACAUACGAGAACGUCUUGACUUGGACUUCUGCAUUAGCGAAAGAAGGGCGGUAUCCAACACUGAACACGCUACUUUGCAUGGGUGGUAUAUCAAUGAGCGAACAAAGCCACACAAUGAGUAAAGGUUUGCAUAUAGUAGUGGCUACACCCGGUCGGCUCAUAGAUAUGCUUGAAAAGAAGAAAUUCACGUUCAACAACUGCAAAUAUCUCUGUAUGGAUGAAGCGGAUCGGAUGAUUGACCUUGGUUUCGAGGAUGAUGUCAGGAAUAUCAUGAGUUUCUUUAAGCGGCAACGUCAGACUCUCCUCUUUUCCGCAACCAUGCCUCGUAAAAUCCAAGAUUUUGCCCAGCAGUCACUGAUUCGACCCAUUCUGGUGAAUGUUGGCCGUGCUGGCGCCGCCAAUUUAGAUGUGUUGCAGGUGGUUGAAUAUGUCAAGCAGGAAGCUAAAAUGGUAUAUCUGCUGGAGUGUCUGCAGAAAACUCCACCGCCUGUCAUCAUCUUCAGUGAAAAUAAGAACGAGGUCGAUGAUAUCCAAGAGUACCUACUAUUAAAGGGCGUUGAAGCAGUCGCUAUCCAUGGAUCCAAAACCCAGGAAGAACGUCAAUAUGCCAUCAAAUCUUUCAAGAGUGGUGCGAAGGAUGUUAUGGUCGCAUCUGGCGUGGCUUCAAAAGGUCUCGACUUCAACGAGAUUCAACAUGUCAUCAUUUUCUCCAUGCCCAAGGAGAUUGAAGAUUAUGUACAUCAGAUCGGACGUACGGGACGUAGUGGAAAAACUGGCAUUGCAACUACUUUUGUGAACAUGAACACACCGGAGCAAACACUUUUGGAUUUAAAAUAUCUCCUGAUGGAGGCUGGGCAAAAGGUUCCACCGUUCCUUGCCACGAUAGAGGAUCCCCGGGCGGUCCAGGGUGGAUCACUUAAGGGAUGUCCCGUAUGUGGAGGGCUUGGCCAUGGGAUUAGUAAUUGUCCAAAGUUGGAGGAGACACAGAGGAGGCAGAUGGCAUCUCAUCGUCCGCAGGACGAUGGCGGUUAUUGA